AAAACGGGUUUAGAAAAGAAAAAUUACUUCGCACAAUUUAAAAGAUGAAAAAUUGUUGAUUCCCUCAUAGUAAUAUUAAUUCUUUCCCCGUUUUGAAUAAUGCAACUAAAUAUAACCUCACCGACAGAAAAUGAAGUAAUUUGAUUAUGAAUUUGUAAUUGAAACGUAACUUCAUUAUAAUAAUCUUCCAAAAUCUUUACGAAGGUACUUUGAGCCAAAGAAAAAGAAACAAAUUAGGUUGGUGAAGUGUUUCUUCACCACAUUGAACCAGACAUAAUAACAACACACAGAUCUAUCUUCAAUUUCUCUGUGUUCUCAAACACUAACUAACAAUGGCUAAAUCUUUCACAUUGUGCUAUCUUUUGCUCUUCAUUCUUCCUGCUUCUAUGGCUGCUACUGCUGUUACUCAAAGCAAAGUUACUGAUAACCCUGCAGACAAGUUGGUUGCUGCGAUUAACGAAAACAGAACUGCUCACAAGGAUUCAUCUCUAUUUGACAAUCCCGGACUCGCAUGUCUCGCUCUUCAAUACAUUAAGGCAUACCAAGGUGAUUGUGGUGCUGUGGGUGGAUCUGAUGCCAAGAAGCCUCCUGAGUCUCAAUUUGCAGAAGAAUUUGCCCCAAACUGUGGUGUUAAAGCAUCAACUCUUGCUCGUAUAACUGGUCGUUUCUUGGGGUGCCAAACUAAGUAUGUCCAUGCACCGGAGGCAUUUUCCGAAAUCCUGAUAAGAAACCAGAAAAGCUUAGACAUACUCUACAGUAAGAAUCACACUGAGGUAGGUGCUGCUGUGACUGGUACUGAUGGAGGCUCUCCUUAUUUCUGGUGUGUGUUGUUUAGCAAUGGCAAAUCUAACAGCACCUUUGCUUUUGAGGGUGGUGUGGCUAAACCAACAAAACCUGGUUGCUAUAGUGGAGCUAAUGAUGUCUGCAGUGGUGCUCAUGAUUGGUCACAAGUCAGUGUGAUGUGGCUAUUUACUGCUUCAGUUUUAAUUGCAAUGGGGUUUGCUUUUCCAUUGUGAUCAUGAAUGAAUUGUAUGGAUUUUCACUUGAUCUAGGGGCCUUCUUUGUCAUUAUUACAAAGGCUUGGUCUCAGCUAUUCUUUUUUUUUCUUCUUUCCCUUGAUUUUUGAUUUUGUUAUUUGUUGAGAGAUCAUGCCAAUUGUUUUUCUAUCUUCAAUGUUUACCUAUGAAAUAUGUGGAUGUUGGCUCUUGUAAAUUUCUUAUUUAGGAAUACAAGUUUUUCUUUCAUUGUUUUA
Trifolium pratense (red clover) is the source of this 1252-nucleotide messenger RNA. RefSeq lists its product as uncharacterized. The record is from RefSeq and is a predicted model, not a curated record. Bases 333 to 1016 code for a protein of 227 amino acids. The transcript is spliced from 2 exons. NCBI's taxonomy places the organism in Eukaryota, Viridiplantae, Streptophyta, Magnoliopsida, Fabales, Fabaceae.